AGUAACAGAUCGGGAAUGCUGUGCAAAGUGAUAGUUUGGUUUUUUUUAAAGCGGUCUAUAUGUGUGUGUGUGGGUUGAGCUAGUAGAGUAAUAGAAAUUCAUGAAAACGCUCACGACUUGGGAACACCCAGAGAGGGUUGAAUUCUGCAUCGAACCCAGCAAUCCCGUUACCCCUUGAAUUGUACCCUGAACCCAAUACAGUUGAAUUCAUAAUUUGUACUCAAAUUUUGGAUUCAGAUUCCAGCCUGCGUGACCGUGCAGUUAAAGAGCUUUGAUAGGCGCUCGCACCCACGCCUAUCUAAAUGACGGAUUUCAGAAGAGUCCUGUUAAUCGGUUUGUGGCUGAGCGGCUUUCAAUUUGAUACACACACUUACUCAUAAAUAAUCCUUCGAACGCUGUGAAUUCGAUUCGUGCAUGCUAGUUGCCUUGUUCGAAACAUGUUAUUCUGGCAUCUGCGUCAUCAGAGAUGACCAAUACCAACACGUCCCUGUGGAGCUAUGUCUCCACCAUGUCUCUGGAGCGGUUCAACGGCUUAUAUGAAGAAUUUCCUCAUACUCUACGUUGUCUCCUAGGGGAGUGGCUGGAAACUGAACCAUGGGAAUUCAUCAACAGAUCAGACUCUUUCUGUACUCUUCUGGCUGGAAGGCUGCUGUCUGCCAUGGUGGAGAAGAUACGAGAUCUUGCCAACAAAAACUGCAAUUCUGCUGCUCAGAUUCUUCAGUUUGUUGCUAACAUUGAGAGCAGAUAUCGGAAAGAUCCACUGCAACUGGCAAAUGUUAUAAAAAGGAUCUUGGAAGCAGAGCAAAGAGCAGUUCAGCAGCAGCAUCAACACGUUCCCCUUGUAAUCGAACGUCAGCGAGAAGAACUGAUGUUUCGAUUCAGCCUGGAGAAGCUGCACUACAGACUUCAGGAGAUUCAAACUCUCCGGGAAAGCUUCCAGCAGAUGAAGGGCAAUGCCAGAGCUCCACUGUCACAAAACUCACUGGACUGUCAAUUUCCAAUACAAGACAACCUGCCAGCAAGUUCUUUUCAGAGCCUUCAAGGACUGUUCAUGAAGAUGGACAGUGAGCUAGAAGAGGCCAAGAAGAAGGUUCUGGUGAGGCUUCUGAUUUGGAAGAGACAGCAGCAACUGGCUGGGAAUGGAAGUCCAUUUGAUGAGGACUUGUCCCCACUGCAAAAGAGGUUGGAAUGUCUAGUAGAUAUUUGGUUCCAGUUUCGCCAGCAGUUGAUCACAUCUGGAAUUGAGCUUCAAUCUCGUGUUCGAGAACAUCUUGAUGAGACAUUCAAAUCUCUUGUACAAAAUUCCUUCUUGGUGGAAAAACAGCCUCCACAAGUUUUAAAGACACAGACCAAAUUUCAAGCCAGCGUCCGCUUCUUGCUGGGACCUCAUUUACUCAAGCAUCCGCCAACAUCAUUUCUGGUCACGGCUGACAUUGUGACGGAAAAACAGGCCCGAGAACUGACUGCCAAUCAUUCUCCCUCUGUCUUUAGUGAAAGCACUGGAGAGAUUGUAAACAACACAGCAUCGCUGGAUAUAAAUGCCUCCAGCAAUUCUUGUACCUCUCAGUUCAAGAAUUUGCUUCUCAAAAAGAUCAAGCGUUGUGACCGCAAGAGCACAGAAUCUGUAACAGAAGAGAAGUGUGCCGUCCUCUUCAGUGCCAAUGUUUGCCUUGGGCCCAACCAAACCAACUUCCACCUACAGGCUCUGUCGCUGCCCGUUGUGGUGAUUGUCCAUGGAAAUCAGGACAACAAUGCCAAAGCCACCAUCUUAUGGGACAAUGCUUUUGCUGCUCCUGAUCGCGUUCCCUUUGUGGUGGCUGAGCGUGUUAGCUGGAAGGCAAUGUGUGACACUCUCAACCAGAAGUUCCUUGCUGAGGUGCAAACUACAAAAGGUCUACUCAAGGAUCAUUAUUUCUUCUUGGCCCAGAAGAUCUUUGGUGACAACAUCACCAGUCUAGAGGAACUACAGAGAUGCCAUGUGUCCUGGUCCCAAUUCAAUAAGGAGAUGCUUCCUGGUAGAGGAUUCACAUUUUGGCAAUGGUUUGAAGGCAUUCUUGACCUCACCAAGAAAUACCUGAAGAACUAUUGGUCUGACAGACUGAUUAUGGGCUUUGUCAGCAAGCAAUAUGUCUUCAAUUACCUGAGCAAUGCACCAGCUGGGACUUUCCUCUUACGUUUCAGUGACUCUGAGAUCGGGGGCAUCAGCAUCGCCUAUGUUAACUACUUCCCAGAUGGUUCCACUCAGGUGGAGAACAUCCAGCCAUUCACAGCAAAGCAACUGUCCAUUCGUUCACUGGCUGACUGUGUUCUGGAUCUCCCACAGCUCCAUGUGCUUUAUCCUAACAGGCCCAAACACGAGGCUUUCAGGAGGGACUACAACACAGAGACACGAAAAAACACCAGCAGUUAUGUCCCAGCCAGGUUAACGAUAACCGUGGACACACCCUGCUCAUUCCCUACAUCAAUUCAGAAACCACUUGACACUCUGGGCGGUUCUAAUGUGAAUCUUGCAGUCCAUUCUGAUUCAACCUAUCAUGACCCGCCAGUCAUCGUUCCAUCACCCAUUGGGACAUCUGUAGCCAGCAACACAACAUACGGAAGCUCACAGUUGCCAUUUGAAUUAAUGACUUGCUCAUACCCUUUGGGCAAUGCUUCCCCUCUUGGUUCAGUGGAUUCAUACACCAUGUGCCAGGAUGUAGAGAUGCCAGACCUCUCUAUACCCACUGAGAACACCGUAACAUAUCCAGGGAAUCUUCCGCUCCAUUUGAUGGCAGAUUCAUUAAGUGUGCCUGAGACCAUCUCCCCACCUUCCAGUGAAGAGUUUGAAAAGCUUCUGCAUCCAGACCAAGACCUGCAUCCAGAUCUUCACUUUUGCCAUAAUCCAGUGUGACCCAUUUUUAUGUGCUUGUCAUCUUUCGAAUACCUUGGAGAUACUUUAAUGGACCUUUUAUGUACUUCUUCCUAUCAAGCCUGGACAUAAACAGUGAUGGCUAGUAACCCAGAAGAUUUACUGUGUACAGAAAACCACUCCUGGGCCCAUCUGCAUUAUCGACUUCAUCCUGUUAGAUCUUUGCAAGCUCUUUUGAACCAAGACCAGCUUCGGUUGUGUGCUAAGUAAGGGACAUGCCAUGAUAUAGCUCUGCCUACAAUUGUGAGCGAAGCCAAUGGAGCCAGAGAGGGUCUGCCACUCACUCACAUCUUCUUUGCUGUGAGCAAUUUUCUGGGGGAAGGGGACAGGCACGAUGCACUAGCACCUCUGUGUGUUUUACUACUUACCUGUGUUGCCUCUGGAUUGCAAGGAAGAGUUGGUUUUCCAAUUAUAGUACAUUUGAUUGACUUUUAUCAAUACCAGCAGCCAAGACAGAAAAUAUUUCAUCAGGAACUUUAGAAGAAAAAUUCUUUGUUCAAUUAAUGUAGGUAAAGUCUUGGUUGGGCUGCUGAUUCUUUCAUGAAUUUGGAGGGGACAGUUGAGCAUAGGAAAAGAUUCCAAUGGAGUCUUAUUUUUCAUUUCUCCAUUGGAAGAGGAGACAUUGUAUUUCCUCCCAGAAUUUAACAUUCCACAGAGCACCCCUCCAUACCAUACAGAAUUAUUAGGCAGGGUGAGGUGACUAUCUCAGGCCAAAACAACAGCAAUGGUGGGGAGGUGUUGAAUGUCACAUGGUCUGUCUUGCUAAUUUCCAAACUAACCUGCCUUAUAGUGGUGAAUGCGAUCUCACCAAGUUUUUGUCCAUAAUUGUUGGGGAGGUGGGAUUCAAUUUUCACACAAACAGCUGCAAAAUAUUUUGGACUAGCUUCACCAGCUGGCAGUUCCUCUAGAAUAGGUGGAGCUUAGAUUUUCCUGUUCCAGAGUGAAUUUUGGGCUAUUGAGAUACGGACUGCAACACUUGUGCCAUUUUUCCUGGGUGGGAUAUUGUAAAAUAAAAAAGCCCAUCCUUUGAUACUAGAUUUCCUGUUGUACAGACUCUAUUCUCAUUUGCCAAAAUCCUGCUAAAAGGUGCAAUUUAAAAUAACCCAUAAAAUAAAGACUUUAUUCCAAAGUAACAAAAUAAAUAAUCUACUGUACACGUUACAAAGGAAAGGGUGCUAGUUUUCCUAUAAAGACAGAAAGGCUGUAGGGUAGGAAAUGGGGACUUGAUUUAGUAGCAGUUGAGUAUUAUUUUUAACUCAGUAGGAGUUCAAAGUGUGUUUUGCGAGUCAGUUUGUUCCAGCAAAUGUUGCUUUCAGACUGCUUUGAAGAUUAAUAUUGUUCCGUCUUUGUCUCAUACUGUGGUUAUGCUGUAAUUAUGAGUAAAGUAGAAUGGAGGGAUGAUAUUUUCCUCAGGGAAGGUACAAUGCUUGGAGGGGAAGCUGAUCCUUUCCUGCCCCAGAGACAAAGGUGCAAUCCCUUCCUUCCUUCCGGUUUUCUCAAUUUCAACAAGACCCUUAUUCCUCAUUCACCUCUUUUGGCAGAAAGCGGACUGUACCGUUGAGAAAGCCUCGUUAGGAAAUGCUCUCCUAUUCCCUAAAAUAACAGAAGAGUUGUAAAAUUAAUGUCCCCUCAGAGCAGCAAAUUGAAUUCCAACUUGACCCUGUUGCAUGUGUGUUUAUUAAGGGCAUCAUAUGCAACUUGUUCCGCUCAACAGGUGGUAAACUCCAGCAAUCUUCUGAUGCCCAUUCAAAAAUCUCACCGUUGGGAUCAACCAUGAACCUGAAACUAGCAAUUCAACCAGCAGAAUUACAAAUUUACAUUCCUGAAAUAAUGUAAAUGUCCGGGGUUCUCAGCCUGUAUAGCUUUUCAUUGGCCGAUUUUACUUUCUAGGCCAGACAUGUCAAACACAAGGCCCGGGGGCCGGAUGCAGCCCACAAAGUGGUUUCAUGUGGCCCGUGAAGCCAUCCUGGAAAUAAUGAGGGAACGGCCCCCGCUGCCUUGGCCCUGGCCUA
This is a messenger RNA of Crotalus tigris (Tiger rattlesnake), 4920 nucleotides long. It is a transcript of the gene STAT6, whose product is annotated as signal transducer and activator of transcription 6. The record is from RefSeq and is a predicted model, not a curated record. The transcript is spliced from 21 exons. The coding region runs from base 467 to 2890 and encodes 807 amino acids. Gene Ontology annotation, molecular function: DNA-binding transcription factor activity, RNA polymerase II-specific; RNA polymerase II cis-regulatory region sequence-specific DNA binding. Gene Ontology annotation, biological process: growth hormone receptor signaling pathway via JAK-STAT; cytokine-mediated signaling pathway; defense response. NCBI's taxonomy places the organism in Eukaryota, Metazoa, Chordata, Lepidosauria, Squamata, Viperidae.